UUGUACCAAGUUUGACCGCGUCGCGUUACCGUAGUUCGGUAACAUAAUGGCUGCCUACACGUUUAUCCAUGCAGUUUCUUCAUUAUCCAGUUUAAGCUGUGUUUGGAGAAAGCGGGUGUGGAAUGACAUUAGUAGAGCUAUGAUAUCAUCUUCUUCUGGCAGCCGAGAAAAAAAAGAUGUAGUGACAAGAGGAAACAGAGCCACAUUAGCCAGAAGAGCAAAAAGAGUGCCAAUUAUGCCUCGGAUAGAGAAGAUGCCAGUAAAUCAAGAGUGGAGCAGCGUGUACCCAACUGCAUAUUCAUUUAAAUCCAACGCAGUUCCUCUACCAAUUCGUAUGGGUUAUCCAAUGAAGAACAGCAUACCAGCAGAAAAGAAAGGAAACUUAGAACUUAUCAAGAUUCCAAAUUUUUUGCAUUUAACUCCAUUAGCAGUCAAGAAACAUUGCUCUGCACUAAAAGCCUUCUGCACUACUUGGCCUGAUGUGCUGGACAGUGAUUCUAAAUUUCAGAAGAAUUUCCCCAUCCAGGUGGAGAGUAAAGAUUUUGUUUCUUCAGGACCUUCUCUUAGAAAUCCUAAUGCACGGAUUGUGACACUGUUUGUUAACCUUAAAGAUCUGAAUUUGGAUCAUCAUUCAGAAAAGAAGUUAAUUAAACUUGCUGGAGAACGUUACAACCCCAUGACAGAUACCAUUGCUAUCACAGCAGACAGAUGCCCACUUAGAAGACAGAACUAUGACUAUGCUAUGUACCUUUUAACUGUAUUAUAUCAUGAAUCAUGGAAACAUGAGAUUUGGGAGGAAGAAAAAACUAAAGUAGACCAUGAUGAGUAUAUAUGGAACAGCAGCAUUUCACAGACACAUAUUAUAAAUACAAUUCUCCGGAUGAACGGAUUGGAAGAUUCCCCAACUACAAGAGAACAGCUAAUGAACUCUGUGGAUCUGCAAGAAUUUCGUAACUCUGUUACCACUCUAAAAAAUACAAAGGAGACAGAAACUAGCAUCCUUCAGUACAAAGAAUCUGUGAAAAAAGUACUUGGUUUAUAAUGAGUUUUAUAAACUACUACAUGUACUUGUAUCUUUAAAUUCAUAUUAAGACAUACAUUUAAAUAAAACUGGAAACUUAAACACCAUUAUUCACUUUAAAACUUAUGUAGUACUAGCAUAAAGAUGUAAAUGUUUCACACCUUGGUUUAAUACUACCGUUGUCUCAUAACUGAAACAGUUUCAUACUACUAAACAGUUACCAGUAUGUGCUAGCUUGCACCAGAAUAAAUGUCAGAUCUUUUGUAUAAAUAUUUAGCAUUAUACAGAUUUAGGCAUGGUGUUCAGCAUGUUCAGUUAACUUCAGACCUUUUGAUCAACAGACAGUCAAGCAUCUGAAUGAACUAUUCAUGUUCUAUGGUGGAAUUGUUGGAUUAAAUAUGAUGCAAGUAAACUUUUAUACAGUUGCAUCACAGUACUGUUACUUUGGUGAAAUCUUUGACUAUUGGUAGCCAAUUUUUCCAGCUCCUUAGAAUUUCAGCACACAAAUAGGUAUAAAACUAACAGUACUCCAUUUGGCGUUCUACUAGCAUGUAACAGUACUCGGAUCUGCUGUGAAAUUGUGUUUUCUUUACCAUAAGUGUUUUUAGGUUAAUUGGUUGGGCACAAGAGUGAAUUUGUUCCUGCCUUGCACCUAAUGCUAUAGGGGAUACACUGUGACUCCUAAGGCCCUUAACUGAUUAAGGUGGUUAGAAUCCUGAUGAAGGUAUCAGAUGUCCAUAUGUUGACCACACUGUAUAAGUUAUCAGCCACUUUCCCGGUUUACUGUAUUAUUU
Messenger RNA from Polypterus senegalus (gray bichir), 1815 nucleotides. RefSeq names its product mitochondrial ribosomal protein S35 (gene mrps35). Gene Ontology annotation, biological process: mitochondrial translation. The record is from RefSeq and is a predicted model, not a curated record. Lineage: Eukaryota; Metazoa; Chordata; Cladistia; Polypteriformes; Polypteridae. The transcript is spliced from 8 exons. Bases 47 to 1042 code for a protein of 331 amino acids. Gene Ontology annotation, cellular component: mitochondrial small ribosomal subunit. Gene Ontology annotation, molecular function: structural constituent of ribosome.